AUGCCGUCCGACACCACGCCUCCGCCGUCCGACGCCGGCGCCGAGUCCAGCAGCCAGCUGCCGUCCUUUUACUCGCCCCGGACGGGUGCCGCCGACCACCAACACCACGACCGGCACGAUGUAGACCACCUUGCGCUGCCGUCGCCCCUACACGCCGGCGCGGAGCCGGCCUCCUCGUCACGCCAGCCUGCGGUCCAGGCGCUGUCAGAGUCUCAGCCUCCGUCGCAAUCGCAUACGCCGACACAGACGCUGCCCCCUCCGUCACUCCUCUCUCCGGCCUUCACGCCCCCACAGACUCCCGGCACGCAGACGCCUUCGACGGCCGGCCCGCGAGGCGUCCCCGUCGACAGCUCCAUCCCCUCCGGCGGCUGCGGUACCAAGAAGCCGCGCCUUCUCGAGACCCUCCCCGAGGUCCAAUGCAUCGUGCGCGCGCGGAUCCCUACCGUUGCGGGCACCGAGAUGUUCCUCCACCUCUACACCAACAAUGUCGACAACAAGGAGCACCUCGCCAUUGUCUUCGGCAACCACAUCCGAAGCCAGAGCCUCGAUGCCCCGCGUGAGGGUGAAACCGAGAUGGACCGCAUGGUCCGUGGAGCCUAUACGGGGCGUCUGUUUCCCGGUCGGACGACCAGUGGCAUGGCUGCCACCCCUCAGCAGGAACCGGUGGAUUCUCCCGCAGCGCAGCAGUCGGCUGAGACACCGCUCGUACGCAUCCACUCCGAGUGCUAUACCGGCGAGACGGCGUGGUCUGCUAGGUGCGACUGCGGCGAGCAGCUCGACGAGGCCGCCCGUCUGAUGGGCAUGCCCGGCAACACGGCCGGAGGCAUCAUCAUCUACCUGCGGCAGGAGGGCCGCGGAAUCGGCCUCGGGGAGAAGCUCAAGGCCUACAACCUGCAGGAUCUCGGUUCCGAUACCGUCGAGGCCAAUCUUCUGCUGCGUCACCCCGCCGAUGCGCGCAGCUACGGCCUCGCCACGGCGAUGCUGCUGGAUCUCGGCCAGCAGGAUAUCCGCCUGUUGACCAACAACCCGGACAAGAUCCGCGCCAUCGAAGGCCCCAACCGCGAGGUAGUGGUCAAGGAGCGUGUUGCAAUGGUCCCGUUGUCGUGGAAGGGCAAGGGCGGCUUCCGCAGCCAAGAGGUGGAGGGCUACCUCAAGACCAAGAUCGAGAAAAUGGGCCACAUGCUGGAUAUGGCGGGAUCAUGA
Messenger RNA from Purpureocillium lilacinum, 1203 nucleotides. RefSeq names its product GTP cyclohydrolase II. Gene Ontology annotation, biological process: riboflavin biosynthetic process. The record is from RefSeq and is a predicted model, not a curated record. Lineage: Eukaryota; Fungi; Ascomycota; Sordariomycetes; Hypocreales; Ophiocordycipitaceae. Gene Ontology annotation, molecular function: GTP cyclohydrolase II activity.